Molecule: messenger RNA, 1482 nt
Organism: Cladocopium goreaui
Lineage: Eukaryota; Dinophyceae; Suessiales; Symbiodiniaceae
Source: the annotation of a GenBank genome assembly
AUGUACCAACUGUUGCGUCGGGCCAGCCGCGAGCGUCAUCAGACCCGCAGCCUUCCAGGCUCCCGACCGGAGGUCAUGUUGCGCAAUGCGUUGGCGCCAGGGCCAAGCUGCCGGUGCCGGGACGAAGCUCAGCACACAGAGUUUAUCCUCAAAAGUGUGGCCAGAAUCAAUCAGACGAUGUAUGAGGACCAGAUGGUGGUGCCAGAGUGGUCCGCUGUGGUGACGCAUGAAGAACCAGACAUUGGAUUCAAGAGUGCUAUGUUCGAGACCCGUCACCGCACGACGGGCCACACAAUCAAGAUUCUGGCCAUACGUGGAACCGUCAUGGACUGGAACAGUGCCAGCUUCAUCCCUAACAUCCGUGAUGACUUCAAGCUGCUCUGGGGCCAAGAGCCGGAAGCUGCCCAGAUGUUUCCUCGCUUGAUUCGCCCAGAUCCGCUCUUUCGCCCUGAAGCAGAGAGGAUGGCCCUAGCAACCACCCACAGUCUGGGCCGCAGUACUGACUACAUGUCAUUCAUGGCUGCAGCAACAGAGCGAGCCUUGGCACGGCAGGAGGUACAGAGAGGCCACGAACCUAUGGAGUUUUACAUUACUGGCCAUUCCCUUGGCGCCUCAGCCGUCAGCAUUGGUGCCUUGAGAUUUGUUUUGAACACUCAUGGGCCAAUCAAUGGCGGCAAUUGCGUCAUUGUGAAUUUUGAGAGUCCUGGCAUCCCAGAUGCCAUUUGGCAGGACGUGGUUGCCAGAGCUGAUGUCGAGCUGGUGCAGUGCUUGCGACAUCAGACCAUGGAAUUCUUUGGGGCACCAAAUCCCAUCAACACCCUGCACCAACAGAAACUGGGAACCUGCCAGAUUCGCCUCAAAGUACCUCACAAUUUGGGCAAUCUGGCAUCAGUCGGCAUGUGUGCAUUGGCCAGUAUCGGACGAGGAGUCACCAUUGCGUCUGGAGUUGCGCUGGCAAGUGCUGCCAGCGCGGCUGCUGCAGGGGUAGCCUUGGCGAGCGAAGAGGUCGGGCUGCUGGGUGCCGGAGCGACCUUUGCUGCACUGGAUCGCUUGGUUGGAACCAUCAAUUUCGGCCGCUGGGUUCUGGCGCAGCACUCCAUCUCCAACUGCCAAGACACGCUAUGCAAGGCCCUUGAGAACCCUGAGCACUACGAACACAUCAUCGUAUGGCCGCAGUUUUGUGUUAUGAAGCUUUGUGGAUCGACUUUGUCGAGAUUGAAACCCUUUGAUCCCUGCAAUUUUGGGUUGCACAACCGGGAUCCAAACGUGGUAUGGGAAAAUCGAUUGAAGCAUCGACUUGGCUACAAGGGUGAGGCCCUACCUCAUCCUCUCAGAGAUUUGUGCAGCGAUGCACCUUCGAUCCACCACUGAGGGUGCGCGCUGUGAUUUGUGAUUUGAUAGGGCGCCCGUAUUUCUUGGCGUUGGGCGUUUGAAAUUUACUGAACGUGUAUAUGCAUGGAUGAUUUUAUUAUAUGAUAGUAG